AUGAUAUCCGAAGACUUAGAGAUCGAUCUCUUACAAUAAUCAAAUAUUGAAAGUGAUAAUGACUAACCUGAAAAUAAAAAACCACCAUUAACUUAUCAUAAAAUUCGUGUUAGUACUAAAAUUAAAAGAGGAAGACCGCCUUAACCAAAAAUAAAGGCUCCAAUAUCCAAAACUUAAAAUACAGAGGAGAGAAAAUCUGAUGAAUGCCCAGAUAUUAUAAUGAUAGGAUCUUCAAAAGCUAAAAUGGCCAAAGCAAAUACUAUAAUGAAAAAGAUCAAGAAAAAAUUUACAUCAAAGUAACAUAAGAAAUAGGCACCAGAAAGAAUAAAAAAGGUUUAGAAACCGCUCAAAGCAACCACAGAUAAGACAUAGGCAAAGUUUCAAUCAGUAGUUAUGAGUUUCAAAACAUUUCUCAAAGGACUUAGGGAAAAUAUGUAAAGAGCUUUAGAUGAAGGGGACAAAAUACUUAAGGAAAUUGAAUGA
This is a messenger RNA of Paramecium pentaurelia, 483 nucleotides long. The record is from the annotation of a GenBank genome assembly. NCBI's taxonomy places the organism in Eukaryota, Ciliophora, Oligohymenophorea, Peniculida, Parameciidae.